GCUACGAUCGGUCGGCCGUGCGUGAGGCUUGUGAUGCGUAAUUUUUCGGCGGAAAAAUGGAAUUUGAAAAAGGUGUCACUCUGAGAGGCGUGCCGUACAUCAUUAUAGACAGUUUUAAAUACCGGAAACAACGAGUUAUGGCCGACAAGACUGUUUCGUGGAGGUGUGUUUUCAAACAGUGCGGCGCCACAGUUCGAAGCGAUGCGGCAGGAACUGAAUUGUUAACCUCAGUGUGUUCAGUUGUUCACCGUGAUCACGUUCAAAUGGAUGUAAAACCAACAGAACAUCACCAUCGCACUAAGAGUGCGUCUAAGAGAAAAGCUUUGGAAGAUAUCACACUGCAGCCUGAAAAAAUCUUAAGGAGGGAGCUGCACUAUGAAAGAAAUGCCCAGGAAAUGGUUGACGACAGUGACAUACAAUAUGAGAUGGAAAAAAGGCUGUCUACAACGCCUAACCCCACCUGGAGGCUUCGAAGCAAUGGCCACACAAAAAUCACCAUCGAGUCGCCAAACCGGACGCCACAUAAAAUCCAAUUAACUCCUCCACAGCCUCUGGCUUCCCUUCAAAGCUCUCCUGCCGAGAGCAGAACCAGAAGAAGGUACAGACCAAAUUAUCAGACCUCAACCGUUCCGAAUUCUGAAAAUACACUCUGCCUUCACAAACCAAAGCAAAUAAAACAAACUGCCAAGCAAGAUGUAAAAAGUGUCUCUGAUAGCCCCUGCAGAACGACUCAGGUGAAAUUGACAGAGUACUUCCCUGUCAGACGCAGUGUGCGCAAGACCAAACGUGAGGUCCUCGAAGAAAAACAGAAGUCUAUUGAAACAGCUGUUAGGAAUAAUGUUCAAGAUGGUCUGGAUGUUGAAGUUUUUGAGAAUAAAGGACGAGGAGUCGUAACAACAAGGAAAUUUAGUCGAGGAGAAUUUGUCGUUGAAUAUGCUGGAGAACUUAUCUCACACGAUGAGGCAAGAAGGCGAGAGCAAUUUUAUGCGCAAGAUGAAAACACCGGGUCAUACAUGUAUUAUUUUGUUCACUCCAACAAGCAUUAUUGUAUCGAUGCAACUGAAGAGACAGACCGCUUGGGUCGGCUUAUCAACCACUCUCGAAAUGGCAACCUCUAUCCAAAAAUCAUUCUGAUUGACAAGCAGCCACGGCUAGUCCUCCUAGCUAACCAAGACAUCGCAGCAGGAGAAGAAGUCACUUAUGACUACGGUGACAGGAGCAAAGAGUCCAUAAAAAAUCACCCUUGGCUACUCUUUUAACUCGAGGUAACGACUAAAAUCUCCUCCAAAGUUUACUCCAUCAAUUUUGAUCACUCAGCUGUAAACAUAUUUGACUGAUAAUUUAUAACCGAAGAAUGGCCCUGAGUCAAUCCAGAGUAUCCUUCUAUGCCUUAUCUUCCAUAUUGUUGUUUUGUUUAUAAUUUCUUUUUGUGUUCAUUGCAACUAGCUGUAGGCGCAUCAUUUUUAGAUUAUUUAAUUUAUCAGAAUUUCCUACUGAUUUAUUUAUUUUCGACUUUCGCAUCCUAGACGUAUAACUGUUAUGUAGCUUAAACUUUCGAUUGCUUAACUGUCAAUCAUUUAAUUUUAAUGAGUUUUCUGGAGUAAAGUUGACUUUUCUCUUUUUCUUCUUUCUUUGUAAUCAUAACCAGCUCACACGGCUGUACAUUAUGAAAUAUUCACAGCAACUCGAUUGACACUGCCGAAGCAUCAGCUGACUCAAAGUUGUAAAAUGUGUGGAGCUUGAUUUUAAGACUCGGUAAAACCUGAUUAUCUUGAAGUUCUGUUAGAGAUUAUUUGCCACCAGUGUCAUUUUACUGACACUGUACAGUACCAUGUUUCUGAAAAUUCUACCCGUCAAAUACCAUACUUCUCAUGAAGUUCUACUUUGAUUUUAACUUUUAGUAAACAUUUUUAAUGCUUAUUUCUGGCAGCUUUUUUUUAUUAUUAUUAUUUCAGAAUUAUUUUAUUAAAUUUCAUUACUAAUUUGAUUUACAAUAAAUUUUCGGCAGCUGUCCAAAAAAUCUAAAUGAAUCCAAAACUGAGAAGACGUCCUCUCUGGGAUGUUGAAACAAAUAACUACAAAGUUGAAACAGUCCCAAUAGAAUAUUUUCUGUGACGCCCUGGAAACACGGUCAGGGAAAUUGCUAAAAUCUCUUUGUGAUAAUUUUUUUUUUCUUGCGGUGUGUCAGUCUAGCCUAUCUUCUCUUCUCUUCUCUUUAAAACUCUCCUAGUUCAGAUUCAGAACUCAUAUAUUUUACGCCUGUUUCUAUUCUAAUGUUUUUAGUUACUCUUUCCACUCCUAAGGCGCCUUACACGGAAAUAUGAAAUCUUGCCUCUGUCAAGAUCGCUUUUAAAAUACAGAACCUUGUCGAAAAGGAUUUUACACAUAAAAAUAUGUCUUACCUGCAUGUAGAUUGUUAGGAAUAGAUUAAAAGUCUAACUUUAUGGAAACUUGUAAACUUUAAUACUUAAAAACAAACAGAGGUGUCCACAGAUCUCAAUAUCAGAAAAAUAGAGCGCAUUAGUUCUCAAUUAUAGGGUACAUAUCUUGGAUUACAGUUGAAAAAUCAUACAGAAGCCUGUAUUUUAACUGUUAGCUUAAAUGUUGAGACUUUGAGAGAAGUUUUAUUUUUUUAUCUUUUAAAAGUUUGCUCACCGAAAAGAGAAAUACCUACAUGAAAUAAAAUUUUGUAGCUCCAUUCAGAGAACUCAUGGUUCAGACUCGGAUCUCUUGGAACACAUCUCAUAAAAGAGAAUGAAAAACUAAUUUCUGUCAUGAAAAUUGAAAAAUGUUGUAAAAUUUGGAAAUUUCCAUGGUUUUUCCCAAUGUAACUUUUAAGAUCUGUAUGGUUGCAAAGUUUUAUGCUACUAACAACUUUCCUCAGCAAGAAAUCUCUUU
Messenger RNA from Bemisia tabaci, 2898 nucleotides. RefSeq names its product SET domain containing 8 (gene Set8). Gene Ontology annotation, biological process: regulation of transcription by RNA polymerase II; regulation of DNA damage response, signal transduction by p53 class mediator. The record is from RefSeq and is a predicted model, not a curated record. Lineage: Eukaryota; Metazoa; Arthropoda; Insecta; Hemiptera; Aleyrodidae. Gene Ontology annotation, cellular component: polytene chromosome; nucleus. Gene Ontology annotation, molecular function: histone H4K20 methyltransferase activity; protein binding; transcription regulator activity.